Penicillium daleae is the source of this 1677-nucleotide messenger RNA. Its product is annotated as Sulfite oxidase. Gene Ontology annotation, cellular component: mitochondrion. The record is from RefSeq and is a predicted model, not a curated record. Lineage: Eukaryota; Fungi; Ascomycota; Eurotiomycetes; Eurotiales; Aspergillaceae. Bases 1 to 1677 code for a protein of 558 amino acids. The transcript is spliced from 2 exons. Gene Ontology annotation, molecular function: oxidoreductase activity; molybdenum ion binding.
AUGUCGCUGAAAUACACGAUCUCCGGCCGACUGCUGGCAUGUCUAGACAGCAGCUGCUGGAUCGCCCAUGCCCAGCAUGCGAGACAUGCUCGUCGACUACCAUUGCCAACGCACCUUCAAAUCAGAUCCUAUUCGCAUCAUGCACACAAUAAUCCCAAGACCAGUAUAUCGUGGGCCGCUCUCGCGAGCAGAAGUGCCAUCGCUGUUGGGGUCGCUGCCGGGUCGCUGCAAUUGUUGACUGACGACUCCUACGACAACAGUCACGGGAAGGUCAAGGCAACCAAGAUCAGAACCUUCCGCCUCGCUGAAGUCAAACAGCACGACAGAACCCCUGGGUUAUUAGGGGGAACUUCGGUCUACGACAUUACCGAUUGGAUCGAGGCUCAUCCCGGAGGCGAAGUCAUUUUAGCCGCCUCGGGAGGUAGCCUGGAGCCGUACUGGGACAUCUUUACGAUUCAUAAACGGCCAGACGUCUACGAAAUCUUGGAGCAGUAUAAGAUUGGCGAGAUAGACGAUGCUGAUUUGAAGGAUGGUCGGGUACCCCACGACGCCAUCGUGGACCCUUUCCAACAUGACCCGGGACGUGAUGCGCGACUCGUGACCCUAACGCCUCGUCCAAGAAACGCAGAGACGCCCGAGUUAGGGCUCAGAGAGUUCAUUACCAGGAACGAGCUAUUCUAUGUCCGAAACCAUUUCUGGGUUCCCGCCGUAGAUGGAGAGCAACACAAGGUCACCAUCGAACUGACUGAUGGGAGCGAGAGGAAAUACACUGUCAAGGAACUCAAGGAGAGGUUUCAAACACAUAAGGUAACGGCUACACUGCAGUGUGCCGGGAAUCGCCGCAAGUCCAUGACGGAGGGUGCGGGGCCGACAAACGGCCUGCAGUGGAGGGCCGGUGCUAUUUCCACUGCUGAGUGGGAGGGAGUCAGGCUUGUUGAUGUUCUCGCCGAUGCUGGUCUCAAUAUCGAGGAGCUGCCAACCGAUGCUCAACAUGUCCACUUCUCAGCCAUGGAGGCGUACGGAGCGUCCAUCCCUAUCCGGAAGGCCCUCGACCCUUGGGGGGAUGUGCUCUUAGCAUUUGACAUGAACGGCGCCGAGCUGCCGCGAGACCACGGUUAUCCCGUGCGAGUCAUCGUCCCGGGCACGGUAGCAGCACGUAGUGUCAAGUGGCUUUCCCACAUCUCAAUAUCUCCGGACGAGUCGCCCACCCAGUGGCAGCAGCGUGACUAUAAGAGCUUCUGCCCCAGUGACAUCAAGAAUCCGAACUGGCAAAGCGCUCGCUCCAUACAAGAGAUGCCUGUCACUUCAGCAAUUACACACGUCGAACCAACCAGAGGCGAGAGGGGCGAGGUGGAGUCCAUCUGCGCAGAAGGCUAUGCGUACUCGGGCGGGGGACGCGAGAUUAUCCGUGUCGAUGUCAGUAUGGAUGGGGGCAGGACAUGGCACGAGGCUGAGCUGUUAGAUGCUGAGGCUAAAGUGAGUGGGAGUAAGGCAUGGUGCUGGAGGCAUUGGAGGUAUAAGGGGCAGGUGCCCGAUGAUGGCAAGACUGUUUCUGAGGCCGUGCUGGUAGUCAAGGCCACGGAUGAGGCAUACAAUACCCAGCCACAGACUUACGAGAGCAUCUUCAAUGCCCGGGGCAAUCUGGCGACGGCAUGGGAUCGUGCAAAGGUAUCGUGA